Molecule: messenger RNA, 1062 nt
Organism: Caenorhabditis remanei
Lineage: Eukaryota; Metazoa; Nematoda; Chromadorea; Rhabditida; Rhabditidae
Exons: 3
Coding region: 1-1062 (353 amino acids)
Biological process (GO): embryo development
Molecular function (GO): protein binding
Source: RefSeq, a predicted model, not a curated record
AUGGACCUCAUCCUUCUUUUAAAUAACGUCAUGAAGUCUCAAUUAAUAAAACCAAUUUCUGAAACAGAAAUGAGAAUUUUAAGCUUGCCGACUGUUGUUCAAAGAGAAAUCUUUGGACAUUUUAAGCUUGAAGAGCUGUUAUUUUUAUCUUUCUGUUCCAAAAGAUUCAAGUAUCUAAUCCAAUCAAUUCAAGGACAUCGGCUUAAACAGAUUGAAACAAUCACGUAUACUUUCUCCCGUGGAAAGUUCUCUAUUGGAGCAGGAACGCUGUUCCAUUUAACAUUGUAUGAAGGUUAUUCGUGUAUAACGCCGAUGGAAUUAUUUGGAAUGAGCCGUGAGACACCAUGCUGUUGGAAUCGUUCGCCCUCCUGCUCACUAUAUAACUAUGAUGGGAAGAGAAGAGAUUCCAUUAUCCAAGGAGUUCACUCAUACAUUCAACAAUUCUUCGGACCGUCUACAUACUAUGAAAUCGAGAGCUUUAACGAAUUGCCAACGAGCCUUGAAAAUAUCAGACGCAGUUACAUAUUUUUGCCUGACAACUCAAAACCUAAAGAGUUGGAAGCAUGCUUCAAAAAAUCUCCAAUCCAGCAAUAUGUUUGGCUUGAAGGUCGUUUGAACGGCAAUCUGAGUUCGAAUUCUGUGAUUUAUAAAACCGAAUACUUGGAGGUUGACCAUUUCAGAAUUGGCGAUUUUUUGAUCCACUUCAAGGGAGACUAUCUUCGUUGUAAUCACACAUCUCUCGAUAAUACUGAAAUUGUCGAAUUCCUGAAUGCGUGGAAAUCCAACGAAAGAUGUAAAAAUUUGAAAGUUCUCACUAUCUAUUCUAUGUUUGACUUAGACAAGAACGAAAUAUUGGGGAAAGUUGGUCACAAAUCAUUGAACCCAUGGGAGUUCGUCGAGUGGGACAUACGCGAUGAUAAUGGAGGAGACAAUAUUACUACUACAACUACUCGUGAUUAUUUAAUAAGGGAAAGUGAUGGAAAACGAGCAUAUGUAAAUAUUACACCAAAAGUGGUGUAUCUUGCUGUUUUUGGUUCAACUGGGAACUACAUUAAGUUCUAA